This is a messenger RNA of Hemicordylus capensis (graceful crag lizard), 699 nucleotides long. RefSeq names its product bis(5'-adenosyl)-triphosphatase-like. The record is from RefSeq and is a predicted model, not a curated record. Lineage: Eukaryota; Metazoa; Chordata; Lepidosauria; Squamata; Cordylidae. Gene Ontology annotation, biological process: purine nucleotide metabolic process; negative regulation of proteasomal ubiquitin-dependent protein catabolic process; intrinsic apoptotic signaling pathway by p53 class mediator. Gene Ontology annotation, molecular function: ubiquitin protein ligase binding; bis(5'-adenosyl)-triphosphatase activity. The annotation marks the transcript as partial. The transcript is spliced from 5 exons. Gene Ontology annotation, cellular component: nucleus; plasma membrane; cytoplasm.
ACUUGCAGUUGUGCCUUAACUUUGUGCAAAUCAGAUGUUCUCAUUUGCCCUCUCCGUCCCGUGGAACGUUUCCGCGACCUGCGUCCUGAAGAAGUGUCUGAUCUAUUCCGUACCACGCAACUUGUUGGAAAUGUAGUGGAGCAACACUUUGGUGGAACUUCACUUACCAUUGCAGUUCAGGAUGGUCCUGAAGCCGGACAGACUGUGAAGCAUGUCCAUGUCCACAUACUUCCAAGGAAGGCUGGCGACUUCAGCAGAAAUGACAACAUCUAUGAUGAGCUUCAGCGUCAUGACAAAGAAGAAGAAGAAGAGGAAUCCCCCAGCAAGUGGAGAACUGAGGAGGAAAUGGCAGCAGAAGCAGCUAGCCUCAAGAAGUAUUUUCUUUGAAACCAUAGGUGAUAAAACAUCUUCAGUGAAGUCUGAGGCAGAAGAAAACAAAAAGACAGACCCACUGGUGCAUUCUCUGCUCAACUGAGACUUGUCGCUCAGAAGAUGUCACUGAAUUUCAUAAGACAAGAUCCUUCCAUGGGAUGUUUGAUUGGAGCCACCUAAGUGUUGUUUUGCUUAAAAUAAUUGAUAGCUUGAGUUCCAUACAGAAUGUCUUGAAGUAGUUUUUGCAUUUUCUUAACAUAGUGUUGGGAAGGGACUGUUAAAAUGGUUCCUUGGCCCCAGAUGAAAUAAAGCAUGAAAGAAAAUGUU